AACCUGGACAUAGCACAUUAUUUGAGAACACAGAAAUGCUGGACCACUCUAACAACCACCAUGGCAGACUACACAGAGAAGCCAAUGAAAUACACAAGUACUGUAUGUAUGAAACAAAUAAAUAAAUAAUUUUAAAAACUCUAAAAUCAGGACAGUAAAUAAAGAACAACACUCAGAAAACAGGAAUUCCAGGCAUGAAACAAUCAGGGCCAGCUAACACCUCCCAACAAAGGAUUCCCUCAGGUAGGAAGCAGCCAGGCCUUGAAACUGCAAGGCUUUUCAAUGAUAAUCAAGGUGAUUAAUAUAUUAAUUACAUGGAUUUUUAAACUGAUUCUAUUGUAAUAGAGCUUGUGUUAUCCAAUUUAUUUACCUGAUUUAUGUAAUGUUAUAAUUGUUUUCAUGUUGAUGCUUUUUUAAUUUCAUGCAUUAUCUAUUUUAUGCAUGGCAUCUUUGUGUGCUAUUUUGUAAGCCGCCCCGAGUCACUAUGGGAGAUGGUGGCGGGGCAUAAAUAAAGUAUUAUUAUUAUUACUAUUAAUUGCAACAUUCAGUCUUGCCUCCAACAGGCAAGACUUCUUUCUCCCACCCUAGACCUUAUACAGAUAUACAAACCUCCCUUGCCUAGUUUCCAGUAUACAGUAGAGUCUCACUUAUCCAACAUAAACGGGCUGACAGAAAGUUGGAUAAGCGAAUAUGUUGGAUAAUAAGGAGGGAUUAAGGAAAAGCCUAUUAAACAUCAAAUUAGGUUAUGAUUUUACAAAUUAAGCACCAAAACAUAAUGUUAUACAACAAAUUUGACAGAAAAAGUAGUUCAAUACGCAGUAAAGUUAUGUUGUAAUUACUGUAUUUACGAAUUUAGCACCAAAAUAUCACAGUGUGUUGAAAACAUUGACUACAAAAAUGCGUUGGAUAAUCCAGAACAUUGGAUAAGCGAGUGUUGGAUAAGUGAGACUCUACUGUACUUCACAACCUCUGAGGGUGCCUGCCAUAGAUGUGGCGAAACGUCAGGAGAGAAUGCUUCUAGAACAGGCAUGGGCAAACUGAGGGGGAAAAGGAAGGGGCCUGAGGCUGUUAGGAAUUCUGGGAGUUGAAGUCCAAAACACCUGGAGGGCCCAAGUUUGUCCAUGCCUGUUCUGGAACAUGGCCAUACAGCCCCGAAAACUCACAGCAACCCAGUCCUGGGGAAGAUGACCCCCUUUGGAGGACACCUCCCAGCGGCCAGGCUGUGUGGUGGAUUCUGGGAGUUGUAGUCGCGCUGGACCCAGACUUCCCGCCGUGGAGAGCGGAGGCCACCCGCCCUGCCUGCCCCGCUUCCGCGCUAUCUCUCCCAGAGAGCCUUUUCCCGGCCCCAGGGCAAGGCCGAGCCCGGCUAAUCCCUGCUGAAAUCCCGGCCAGAUGGUGGACCCGGUGGCGGAGGAGGAGGCGGGCGCGGAGAAGGGCGGGAGCGCAGCAGGUGGAGGAGGAGGAGGAGGAGGAAGCGGCGGCGGCGGCGGGGCGGCGGCGGCAGCGGAUGGGGAGGCGGCGGCCCCUUCCUCAGCCGCGGAUGGGGCGAGCGCCUCUCUCCCCGGCGCCGCGGGGCCCGGCGCGUCGCCCUCUCCGUCUUCUCCGGCUCCGGCGUCGGCGGUGGCGGGAGAGGCGUCCCCGCUGCUGCACCUGGACCUCUUCAACUUCGACUGCGCGGAGGCGGAGGGCAGCCGCUACGUGCUGACCAGCCCCCGCUCGCUGGAGGCCUGCGCCCGCUGCGCCGUCAAGCCCGUGGAGCUGCUCCCGCGCCCGCUGGCCGAGCUGGUCAAGGAGGCGCCCGGGCGGUCGCUGCGGGUGGCGGCCGGCCUCUACGAGGUCUACGAGGUCGAGCGGCAGCGCAAGCUGCUCCAGUGCCGCGAGGAGCGGGAGCGGAUCCUCCGCGAGGAGAAGCGGCGCCUCUUCGCGCCCCUCCUGGGCUCCAGCGCCACCAGCCUCCCCGCGUCCCCGGCCUCCGCCUCCAGGAUGGCCCUCCGCGGCGCCUCCUCCGCCAGCCUCGGCCUCAACGGGACCUGCAGCCCCAAGGGCCACCAGCAAAGCAGGCCUGGCCAGCACCCGCCCCCUCCUCGGGCGUCCCGGGCCAAGAAGAGCCACUCGCUGGACUCCUUGCAGAAGAGGCGUGAGGGCCUCUCCGCCAAGACCUCCUCGGACUCCGGGGCCUCCUCCUCCUACAGUGGGGACAGUUGGAAGGACAAGUGGCCCAAGGGAACGGGCCCGCCGAGGACUAGGACCGUGUCCACUAUGACCUCCCUGGUGGGCCGCAGCUUCAGCCUGGGCGACUUGUGCCACUCCCCGCAGACCACACAGAAGGUGGAGCGCAUCGUGACAGAGGUCAAGCGGCGGGGGGGCCUGCGGGAAGUGCCCGAGAGGGACCGCAAGAUCGCGGCCCUGAUGAUCGCCAAGCGGCAGGAGGAGAGCCUCCUCAGCGCCCAGCGGUACAGUGCCCACCUGCAGUGGGACACCCAGCGGCGGAGGGCCGAGCAGCGGAAGGAGCAGGAGGAGCGGGAGAAGCACCGGGCCCUGGUCCAGGGACAGCGCAUGUGGGAGUCCCGGCUGGAGAAGCACCGGCGCCGGCGGAGCUCCGAGCAGGAGGAGGCGGCCUUGCAGAAGCAGCGGCAGAGCUUGAUGGUGGAGGAGAAGUGGCAGGCACACCUGGAGCGGCAGGAGGGGCUAAGGAAGGCCAAGCUGGAGAAGGCCGCCCAGGAGGACAAGCGGAAGAAGCGCCACCAGGAGCACAAUCUUAAAGCGCAGGAAGAAGGCAAGAAGGAGGCGGUGGAGCGAGAAGUCCAGCUCCUGCAGGACAAGUUGACCCUGGCUGCCCAGAAGAAGCUCCGGAAGGAGCAGCUGCUGCAGAAAGAGAAGCAGCUGCUCAACCAGGCCGAGAAGCGGAAGCACGAAGCCAUCCUCAAGGAGCUGGCGAAGCAAGAAGUCGAAGAGAAGGCCAUGCUGCGGGCUUCCGUGGAAGGGAGCCUGAACAAGGCUCAGGAGAACUAUGAGCAGCUGGUGGAGAGGAGGAACCGGGAGCUGCGGGAGAGAGCCAAGCGGGAAGACCAGCAGAUCCAGAGGGCCAAGCUGGCUGCUGAGAAGAGGGAGAAGGAACAGAAGGAGCACCUGAAGGCCUUGGCCAAAGUGUCCGAGAGGAAGCUCCAGCAUGCGACCCAAGUCGCUGAGGAAGUUGUCCAGCAGAAAGCCCGGAAGGUGGUCCAGAGCCGGCUGGAGAAGGAGAAGGUGCAGAAAGUCAACAAGAAGAAAGUGGAGCAGUGCGAAGACAUCCGACGCAGGGAGCUCCUCCUCUCAAUUGAGAAGAAGCUAGAAAGGAGUGAACAGAUUUGUAAGGAGAAGAAGAACAUUUUGGAAAAUGCCAGGUCUGUUGCUCGGGCAUCAUUCCAUGUUCGGGAAAAGGUCCGGGAAGAGAUGAAUAUCCGUACGUUUGACAAGAUGGCCUUUGAAGCAGAAAUGCAGGCCACCCUGGUUAAAAAAUAGAUCCUCCCCCCUCCCUUUCAGAUUAAGUGGAGAUAUAUCUUCCAAUGGCCAUUGUCAAAAGUUUGGACAUUUGAAAACCUUUAUGUAUUAUUUUUAAAAGCACACAAACUAUGGCAGCUAAGUCACAGACCUUUUUCCUCUCCUUUUGUUAUACAUAUGCAAAAUCUGUUUCAGGUGUAUCUCAUUCUUUGUUGAACAAAAAAGUAGUAUACAAUUAACAAAACAGGGACAUGCCAUUUUUUUAUAUAGCCGAAUGCUAUGCUAAUAACUUCCCCGAAAGCUAAAGGCCAUUGCAAUUUCCCUUCAAAUAAUGAAAUAGCAACUUUCAUUGAAGACCUUGAAGACUUAAUUUGAAUGCCAUUCACUUUAGAAGCAGGCUGCUUGCUGGAACUUGUACAGAGUGGCCCAGAAGUCACAAAGGGGUCCUAUAUAUAUUGUAUAUGACAUUAUAGUAUUGGAUGCCAUUUAUGAAAUAUGAUUUUUCACACGUAAUGUAAAUUUAUUUCCUAUAUAUACUGUAUAUGAUGCUAUGCUAUUGUAAAUUAAAAGUAAAAAAUAAAGGAGUUAUUAAAUAUUGAAAUCCCUUUGUGACUUUUCGCCCAUCCCGUACUUCUUUAUCCUAUGUGUCCUUACUUAAGAAGGUUUUAUUUUUUAGUGUUUGGUCCAUACAGUGCACUUAAUCCAUGCCAUUGGAAACAUUAGGGCUUAUAACAUAAUUUAAAAAUUAAAUGCAAAUAGACAUCUGAUUAGUCCUGAUCCAUGACACAAAAGCAAUGUUCAGACAUUUUAUUCAAAUAAAAUGACAAACACUCUAAA
Messenger RNA from Anolis carolinensis (green anole), 4317 nucleotides. It is a transcript of the gene ccdc177, whose product is annotated as coiled-coil domain containing 177. The record is from RefSeq and is a predicted model, not a curated record. The transcript has 2 exons. Lineage: Eukaryota; Metazoa; Chordata; Lepidosauria; Squamata; Anolidae. The coding region runs from base 1393 to 3501 and encodes 702 amino acids.